CUCUCUCCCCAAAAUAAAAAAAGCCCCCUUUUUUUUUUUCAAGAAUCGGAGAUAUUAGGAUUUCGUCUCUCUAAUCUCUUCCUCCUUCCUUCUUCCUUCUGCAUCUUCUCCGUCGUUCUUGAUCCCAUCCAUGGACGACUCCGCUCGAAACCCCACGCCCCCUUCGCUCGUGACCUCCGCCGCAUACCCAACGAGAGAGGAGGAGGAAGAAGAGCGGCUCGCCGCUUGUUCUUAAGGAGCCUUGCCUCUCUCGUGCGCUAUUUCGGACGACGGUCGGAAGACCCAAGAACAAGAAUCGCUCGCCGAUUCCGGGAAGAGAGAGAGAGAGAAGAGAAGAGAGAAGAGAGAGAUUGAGAUUUGGAGGUGAGCCAUGAGGCCGAUUCAGCCGCCACCGCCCGGCGCCCCCAAUUCGUCCUCGUCCUCGUCCUCGUCCUCCAGGGGCAACCGGCCCCGCCGGCGUCCGGACCUCACGCUGCCUCCCCAGCGCGACCCGGCCCUCGCCGUCCCCCUCCCCCUCCCGCCCUCCAGCUCGGCGCCGUCCACCAGCAACCUCCACAACGGGAGCACCGGCGCCGGCAACUCCGUCGGCAACCACCUCAACAGCGUCUUCCCUCAGCCGCCGGCGGCGGCGGCGGCGGCGGCGCAGCAGCAGCAGGUUCACUUCUCGGAGCUGGAGCGGGUGAAUCGGAUCGGGAGCGGGAGCGGCGGGACGGUCUACAAGGUGGUCCACCGGACGACGGGGCGGCCGUACGCGCUGAAGGUGAUCUACGGCAACCACGAGGAGGCGGUGCGGCGCCAGAUCUGCCGGGAGAUCGAGAUCCUGCGGGACGUGGACAACCCGAACGUGGUGAAGUGCCACGACAUGUACGACCACGGCGGCGAGAUCCAGGUGCUGCUGGAGUUCAUGGACGGCGGGUCGCUGGAGGGCAUCCACGUCGGCAACGAGAACCACCUCAGCCACCUGACGUGCCAGAUCCUGAGCGGCCUCGCCUACCUCCACCGCCGGAAAAUCGUCCACCGCGACAUCAAGCCCUCGAACCUCCUCGUGAACUCGCGGAAGCAGGUCAAGAUCGCCGACUUCGGCGUCAGCCGCAUCCUCGCCCAGACCAUGGACCCCUGCAACUCCUCCGUCGGCACCAUCGCCUACAUGAGCCCCGAGCGCAUCAACACCGACCUCAACCACGGCAAGUACGACGGUUACGCCGGCGACAUCUGGAGCUUCGGCGUCAGCAUCCUCGAGUUCUACCUGGGGCGCUUCCCCUUCGCCGUCGGCCGCCAGGGCGACUGGGCCAGCCUCAUGUGCGCCAUCUGCAUGUCCGAUCCCCCCGAGGCCCCCGCCUCCGCUUCCUCGGAGUUCCGGGACUUCAUCUCGUGCUGCCUGCAGCGCGAGCCCAUCCGGCGGUGGACCGCCAGCCAGCUGUUGAGGCACCCUUUCAUUGUGACCCACAAUAAGGGGCUGCAUCACCAGCUUCUUCCUCCACCUCCACCUCUAUUCUCAGCCUCUUAGUUGCUGGUUCCUUUUCCUUCUUUUUUCUUCCUUCUCUUUUCUAUCGCCUUAGUUGCUAAUUAUUGGUUCCUUGGGUCUUUUCCUUUUUUGUAGUUUUUGAUUUUGAAAUGAUCAUUGGGGUUUGGUGUUUCUAAGGGGGAGAGAAGAAAAAAGUUGGGCUUAGAUGGUGGGUGUGGUGUCGAGAGAAGCUUCAGAAAUUCACAGUAUCAAUGUCUCUUCUUGAUCUUGACGUCCUCCUUUCAUAAUGGAAUGCAAUGCAGCAAUGCUUACCAGUAAAGUAAAUUCCGUUUGCUAUGUUUGGUCUUUUCCUGUCGCUGCCAAGUGCCAAGCCUCAAUUCUGCUUAGUGCGAAGGGGAAAAAACAGCGAGCAAAGUUGGCCUUUUUCCAUGCAAUGCUAUGUGACUAUAUGUUGAUUCGGUUACAAGGCAUGGGAUUUCUUUCUUCUAGGUGGGGGUCACUGGUAUUUUUUUGCUAUUCUUGGUUAAGUUCUGUGGUGGGAUUUGUUUCUGCAAGAAUUGGACUUUGAAUAAUUGCGGCUAUGUCAACUUAUGGGACAUUUUAAGGAGAGGGAAAAGAUUAGAUGGCCUUUUGACACUAUUAAUGCACGUUUUUUGGUUCUUUCUUUCCUGUGAGAGGCUGUGCGCCCUAUCAUCAUCAUCGUGGACACAUCACAUAAGGCUUAAAUGGGAAAAAAGGGGGAAGCAUAUGAGAUUCUCUUCAAUCCAUUAAUUGGUUCUGUUCUGUGCCUGCGUGGGUACUGCAGUGAGUGUCUUCUCCAUCCUCACGUUUUCUUGUUCUUCUGCUUUGGUGUUCUCCGUGGCACCAUAUGUACACCAGGAGGCCGAAGUUUUGAUAGAAUGUUGGAGUGGAUAGUCUUGGCCCUCUGCAUCUAAACAAGAGAUAUCUCGCUUGCUCUUGCAGCUUCAUUCGAUUGCCUUGUGGAAGACGUGGCUUGGGAACAAUGACAGUGAGCUGAGUACUUUUUACUUGUAUCAUAUGAGGACGGAUGAUGCAUUGGAUUAACUGAACAACAAGUUCAAUAGCUAGAUGAUGCUUUUGACCGACUCUUCUUUCUUUUCUUUUCUUUUUUUGGGGGGGAGAUUAGCAUUGAUUCCCCUGGCUUGUUGUAAAUAAGUUCAGAACUAGCUUUUUCAGGCUCAUAAAGAUUGCUCAUGUCAAUCCUUCAUGGAAAUGGUUUUCUUUCGCAGCUAGUUAUUAGCCUUAA
This is a messenger RNA of Eucalyptus grandis, 2732 nucleotides long. Its product is annotated as mitogen-activated protein kinase kinase 5-like. The record is from RefSeq and is a predicted model, not a curated record. Gene Ontology annotation, cellular component: cytoplasm. Gene Ontology annotation, molecular function: ATP binding; protein serine/threonine kinase activity. Lineage: Eukaryota; Viridiplantae; Streptophyta; Magnoliopsida; Myrtales; Myrtaceae. Gene Ontology annotation, biological process: protein phosphorylation.